AUGCUUGGACUUGGAAACAGCGGUGGUAUUCUUUCAUUAGUCACUCCACAAGGGAAAGUUCCUGGAACAGGGCUUUCAGAAAUUGUCAAAAACCUCAACAGUUAUGCAAGCGAUCCAACAGCUUCACUUUUGUUUGGCACUGGUUCCAAUGUCAUAAAUGAUAUCCUCAACUUGGUUGGUGCAGAGUUACCAGGCCAAUGGGGAGACUAUUCAGCCAAUUCUGAUAUUGGUCCGAGUGUUUUUUUUGUGGUUGCCUUUUCGAUUUUCACAGCGUCUUAUAUUUUCAUAUUUACGCGAAACUGCAUGCGCGGUCAUAUUUUUUUCCCAACAUUAGGGCUUAUUAUUUACUCUCUUUUGCGGGCCAUUGCUUUUGGUUUGCGCGUCAAUUGGAGUAAAAAUCCAACUAAUAUUGACUUGGGGAUGACCUCAAGUGGACUUAUUUUUGGGCCUGGGAUUUUUAUUUGUGUGACCAACAUGUUAUUUGGCUUGAGAAUAUUUACAUGGCGCCAUCCUGAGUUCAACAAAAAUAUAGUUUUUAAUGGUGCUGUUUUUUUUGUCAAUAUGGCGAUAAUUGGAAUGUUCAUCAUGGGUCUUUCAGGAGAAGGGCUGCCGUUUGCCAACUUUAUGACGCGCCAUCGUUACACGGUUUGCCAGCGGCUUGGUAGUGCAGGAGCUGUUGCCACGGCUCUAUACACUAUGAUGGGAGUUGGGCUGAUUGUGCUUGGUUAUGUGAUCAAGCCAGGACAUAUUGAAGGGAGACUGGGUUUAGUUUGUGGAAGGUUUGGCAGUCGCCGUAACGGGAUGAACACACCACUGCAAACAUUUUCCGCUGGAUGGGUACGUUCAGCAGACUUGUUUUUCUAUCCUGCUAAAGGUUCGCAGGUGAGGUACACGCGUGGGGAGUCCGAGUCGCGGGCAGUGAGAGUGAUUGCUACUCGCAAGGCACCUGCUGGCGGGUUGUCAACACAUACGUUUGGGAGUGGGUACCAAGGCUCUUCAGGGCACGGUCCGCGCAUGUCAACUAACAUUUGGAUAGUUGUUGUGACCUCAGUUUUGCUGUGCAUUGGGGCAUCUCUGCGGGCGGCUUCUACGUUUCCUCGAACUGCGCGCGGUGGGUUUAACGGCGUGCCUACUGGUAGUUGGAUGUACCUCAGUUGGCCUAUGUAUGUAUUUACUGGAGCGUUUGAGUGUAUCAUAAACAUAAUUUACUUGGCUGGGCGAGUGGAUUUGCGGUUUUACAUUCCAGACAUGCCCAGGAAAGUUGGGGAUGGGCCGAUUGAGGGAGACAGCCAGAACGAUGUUGAGCUAGAAAGUUAUAUGUUGCAGAAUCAGUCAAAGCCAGAGCUUGUACGAGUUGUAGAGUAA
Molecule: messenger RNA, 1365 nt
Organism: Magnusiomyces paraingens
Lineage: Eukaryota; Fungi; Ascomycota; Dipodascomycetes; Dipodascales; Dipodascaceae
Exons: 1
Coding region: 1-1365 (454 amino acids)
Source: RefSeq, a predicted model, not a curated record